UGAUUCAACCAACUUUAAUUAUAUUUCUUAUAACCUCAUCAAACAAACACAAACAAUUAUUACUUAUAACUUAACAGUUUACAAAUUACACGCUUAUUAUAACUACAACAACUAUUAUUACAAUGGCUCAAUCUAGUUCAAUUUCAAAAAAUUCAAGACCUUCUCGUCCUCCUCCACCUCAAUUACCUCAAGGUUGGAUUGCUCAAUGGGAUGAAGAAUAUAAAUGUUACUAUUACGUCAAUACUGCAACUGGUGAAUCUCAAUGGGAAGUUCCUGCAGUUUCUCGUUCUGCUGCUCCUCCAAGUUAUGAACAACAUGGUUAUACUGCUCAACCACAACAAGUUCAACAACAUCAACAUGUUCAACAACAGUCAUCAUGUUGUCAAGGAUCUCAUAACAACCACCAUCAACAACAACAGCAACAACAACCAGUAUACCAAAAGAGUGGUGUCGGUAUGGGUACCGUCUUAGCUUCUGCAGCUGGUGGUGCUUUAGUUGGUUCCAUGAUGGGUAGAAGAAGAAUGAUGGCUCCAAUGAUGUUAGGAGGUGGUAUGAUGAUGGGUAGAAGAAUGGCUAGAAGAUACUAGACCACUUUACUAUAAUUAUUAUCAUUAUUAUCAUUAUUAGCAUUAUUAUCGUUAUCAAUAUAGUUAGCCCUAUAUUAAAUCAAGCAUAUCGCAUAAGGAAGGUACCAAAACGCUUUCUAUUCAUACAACUCAAUAACAAUUUAGUGAAAGCAAAAAAAAUGGUACUAUCCUUCUCUGGUUUAGAAGCUAUAGAUUUCACAUUCUUGCAUAGCUAUUUUUUCAAUAUCAUCAUUCAAUUCUUCUUUACAGUAUAUAUAUACACUUUAACUUUUUCAAUAUAUUAAAUGCAUUUGUCACAAAUAAAAAAAACGUUU
Messenger RNA from Scheffersomyces amazonensis, 901 nucleotides. RefSeq lists its product as uncharacterized. The record is from RefSeq and is a predicted model, not a curated record. The transcript has a single exon. Gene Ontology annotation, molecular function: protein binding. Lineage: Eukaryota; Fungi; Ascomycota; Pichiomycetes; Serinales; Debaryomycetaceae. The coding region runs from base 123 to 587 and encodes 154 amino acids.